Molecule: messenger RNA, 891 nt
Organism: Cylindrotheca closterium
Lineage: Eukaryota; Bacillariophyta; Bacillariophyceae; Bacillariales; Bacillariaceae
Source: the annotation of a GenBank genome assembly
AUGACAGAUUCGAUAAAGGACAGAGUCGAAGAAGGUGAAAACCUCCCCUACCAAGUGCAAGGCUCCUCUUCCAAUACGGCGUUGAAUAUUGCUUCAAAGUCUUCUCUCGACAACGAAGGAGCUCGAGUUGCAAAUGCUUCCGUGGAAGAAGGUGGAUCGAGAACUAUCAUAUCUUAUCAAACAACUGAGCUCGAUUGGAAGCUGCUACCACCGCUUCCGGCUCCACAAGAAGCAAAACACAAAGAGUUUCGGUGUGGCUCCUUCGUCCUUGGAGGUGCUGCUUCUUUGUGCUUUGUCGCGGUCCUAAGUGCGUUUGGAUUGUCAAAUGCUCAGUCCAAUAUUGCUGAUUCCAUUUUUGUUGCUGCGGUCUCUAGUCUAUUUUUUGUUGAGCUGCUGUGCUUAUUGGCUAUUUACCACAAAGAUCCUGGUGUGGUGAAACGAUCACCAUUCACCUGUCAUCCGAUUCCACCACAAGUCCAACCUUAUGUCAGGUCCUACAUACAAACCCAUCAACAGCAACCAAAUAAGUCAAAUGGGGAAAACGAUGCGCUGGUCCAGGAAAUGGUUCCAGCACCUUCGGAGCUUUACAUUUCAAUGCAAGACGAAAACAAUAGUGACAAUGGAGAGGACUUAUCAUCUAUUGAUACCUACUGCGUCAGAUGUUUGGUGUGGAGGCGAGGAAAGAAGAAGUAUUUUCAUUGCAAUACCUGUCAGAGAUGCGUUUCGCAUUAUGAUCAUCAUUGCAAUGUUUUUGGACGUUGCAUUGCCGGGCGUCUCCCUUUUCAAGGGAAUCUACCUCUCUUCUACAUGGCUGUUGGAGCUAGUGUUCUUUUGUAUGCCACUACUGCUAUUGGGUUGGCUUGGAAAUUAGGUACGGGUGGAUUAAUAUAG